Messenger RNA from Morus notabilis, 1331 nucleotides. Its product is annotated as ankyrin repeat-containing protein ITN1. The record is from RefSeq and is a predicted model, not a curated record. NCBI's taxonomy places the organism in Eukaryota, Viridiplantae, Streptophyta, Magnoliopsida, Rosales, Moraceae. Gene Ontology annotation, cellular component: plasma membrane. The transcript has 3 exons. The coding region runs from base 1 to 1320 and encodes 439 amino acids. Gene Ontology annotation, molecular function: protein phosphatase 1 binding; protein phosphatase regulator activity.
AUGGCAAAAUGGGAGAAAUAUAGUAAAAUAUCCGAACCUGAUGAAUACAAGCGUGAGAAGUGUUUGAGAUCUGCUACAAACAAUGCAAUUGUGCAGGUGUUAUUGGAGCAUGACCCGGAGCUAAGCCAAACCAUAGGCCAGUCAAACGCAACUCCUCUUAUAUCAGCAGCCACAAAAGGGCAUGCAGCAGUUGUUGGAGAAUUGCUGUCAAAGGAUUCAAGCAUGACAGAGAUAUCUAGAUCCAAUGGCAAGAAUGCAUUACAUUUAGCCUCAAGGCAAGGGCAUGUGUAUAGUGUUAAAAUGUUGCUUGAGAAGGACCCACAAUUGGCCAGAAGGACAGACAAGAAAGGACAAACUGCCUUGCAUAUGGCCGUAAAAGGGGUCAGCUGUGAAGAGGUGAAGCUGCUUCUUCAAGCGGAUGCUGCCAUUUUUAUGCUUCCUGAUAAGUUUGGGAAUACGGCUUUACAUGUUGCCACCAGGAAAAGGAGGACAGAGAUAGUGAACGAGUUGUUAUCUCUUCCAGACACAAAUGUAAAUGCUCUAACAAGAGACCGCAAAACAGCUCUUGACAUAGCUGAAGGACUUUCCCUUGCUGAAGAAACGGCUGAGAUAAGGGACUGCUUGGCUCGCUACGGUGCGGUGAAAGCAAAUGAACUAAACCAACAAAGGGAUGAGCUUAGGAAAACAGUGACACAGAUCAAGAAAGACGUCCACAUCCAGCUCGAACAAACCCGAAAAAUAAAUAAGAACGUGACCGGGAUUGCCAAGGAGCUCUGCAAGCUCCACAGGGCGGGAAUCAACAAUGCCACAAACUCGGUCACAGUUGUUGCCGUGCUCUUUGCAACGGUGGCUUUUGCCGCUAUCUUCACGGUGCCUGGAGGUGACGAUGAUGAUGGGAUGGUGGUGAUGGUGAAUUGUGCAUCUUUCAAGCUUUUUUUCCUCUUCAAUGCCGUCGCGCUCUUCACAUCGUUGGCGGUCGUUUUAGUACAAAUCACGCUUGUUCGCGGUGAGACAAAGGCAGAGAGGAGGGUUGUGGAGGUGAUAAACAAGUUGAUGUGGUUGGCCUCUGUGUGCACUUCAGUGGCAUUUAUUUCAUCGUCUUAUAUAGUCGUUGGCCGGCGUAAUAGAUGGGCUGCUAUUCUUAUCACUGUCAUUGGGGGUGUGACAAUGGCCAGUGUUCUCGGCACCAUGACAUAUUAUGUGGUUAAGUCCAAACAAAAUCGCAAGGUAAGGAAGAAGUCCAAGAUCUCGAGAGGCGGAAACCACUCGUGGCGCCACUCCGAGUCUGAUUCUGAAGUGAAUCCAAUUUAUGCCAUUUAAUAUCCGUCCUU